Messenger RNA from Notolabrus celidotus (New Zealand spotty), 1859 nucleotides. RefSeq names its product MAP6 domain containing 1 (gene map6d1). NCBI's taxonomy places the organism in Eukaryota, Metazoa, Chordata, Actinopteri, Labriformes, Labridae. Gene Ontology annotation, cellular component: microtubule; cis-Golgi network; Golgi-associated vesicle. Gene Ontology annotation, biological process: cytoskeleton-dependent intracellular transport; microtubule cytoskeleton organization; regulation of microtubule cytoskeleton organization. Gene Ontology annotation, molecular function: calmodulin binding; microtubule binding. The transcript has 3 exons. The record is from RefSeq and is a predicted model, not a curated record. The coding region runs from base 349 to 1284 and encodes 311 amino acids.
GAGAAAAUAACAAGGUUUAUUUAGAAUCGGAUGAUGCGGACACCCUGGAUCCAGCUGAAGAUGCGGAGAAUAAUUUGCCACAGAUUCCUCUGCAUAGUGGAGGCACUAUCAGAGACCACGUGAGAGGAAUAUUCAAUGACGGUCCCCGACAGACCCAGUUCAUCUCUGCUGGCACUCCUCUGCCGCUGACAUGGACUCCUCCUGGACUCUGUGUUUUCUCCCACACACGGACGACACUCUGUCUGAAUGUAACCUUUGAUCUUUACCGUUUUCUUCUUCUUUUUCUGUUCUUUUUCUUUUAUUUUUCUUCUUCUCUCCCCCACUAGUCAAACAGUUUGUAGGGGGGGUAUGGCUUGGCCGUGCAUCAGCAGAGUGUGCUGCCUGGCUCGCUUCUGGAACCAGUUCGACAAAUCGGACCUUUCCGUCCCGCUCACCAUCCAGAACUACUCGGACAUCGCCGAUCAGGAGGUGCGGUCCGUCACCAAACAGGUCUCUGCCUCGGAGCGCGCACCCGGGAAUCACUACUCGACCCCGGAGCCGCGGGCAACAGGCUCCCCUCUCACGCCCGCAGAUGGCUUGGGGACCCGGGGAUCAUUCAGGGCACGGAGAGAGCCCAGUUACAAGCCCCGGGAGGACUACCACCCACCCGGGGUGCCUUUCCCAAGCGUCACUCAGUACAAGCAGGAUUUCAAACCAUGGCCAAUUCCACGGAAGGAGAACUUCCCGUGGAUUAGUAACGGGGGCAGCAAGGCGGACAGUGUAUCGGACAGCCCGGUGAACAGUUACCACCCGGCGGAGAGAGAGGAGCGGGGCAGGGGGCAGAGGUGGGGGGAGCAGCAGGUGACAGAGGAGAGAAGAACGAGCUCCUACAGGCAGGAGUACAGGCCAUGGACGGGGGCGAAACCAGCCAAAAGUGCAAGGAAAAACCCUCCAGCUCAAUACUCCAGCCCUGGCACAGAGGCCACAGAGGUCCCACGUGAGACCAGCUACCAGGCUGCCUACAGCGGGGAUGUGCACAGCAGGUCCAUCACUGGUCUGCAUCAGGGGGAGCACAUCAUCCCAUCUGCUAGCACAAAUAUACAACCUGCUGCUGUCCCCCCACCCAUUCCUGCUGCCCUGCACGCCGGCAGCUCACCGCCCCCCUCCAGUCUCCAGCAGAGCAUCCUACCUGAGAGGAGCGAGCUCAGCGUGAUGAGCAGAGGAGAGGAACAUCUGGUAAGGACCAAGCUCCCUCCAAACCCUUCUGCCGUCUUUCAAAGUGGAUCCAGGGUCUUCAACAUCUGACGAGUUUCCCAACCAUUCCACUUAGAUCAGUUUCCGUUUUAAAAAGGAGUCAACAGGGGAAUGAUUUCAGUCCAUUCCACAACACAAGAAUCUAUGCAAGGGAAUGUAAUGUUGUGAGCCUGCAGAGCUGCAGUGUGCAGACAGAUGGACAGACAACCCUCCCGUACCUUCCUGCCCCUUUGCUAUGGAAAUGAAUAUGCAUGUAACAAAAUAGUUUGUUUCUGCAGCUAUAGAUGCACAAAAAACUGGCUGCUCUGUGUGUUAGUAUGUGUGAGUUUGUGUGUGUGUGUGUGUGUGUGCACCUGCUGAUUUGUCCUUUUGUUGUACCGUCUGCUCCAGUUAUGAGUGACAUGGUCGGUCGUUAAAUGCUUAUAGUACUAUGUUGGCCUUUGGUGUUGCUAGAAAAUCUGCUUGAAAAAUAUGUUAUUUAUUUCAUCAGUAUUCAAUUAGUUUGCUAUUUUGAGAAAGUGUUGUUAGGUUUAUUAUUUUGUAAAUCUAUUGUCAAAGAGAAGGAGCAAAUAUAUCAGAUGUAAGCAAAAUCACAAUAAAAGACGAUUAGGUUCUUCGCCCUUUUA